AGUCAGUGCGCGGCGAGGCGCGCCAGCUGCCGCACGUCAUGAUUCUACCCCAGAGCAACUUGACAGAGGGUGAAGAGGAUUUGCCCGAGGACACUCUCUCAUUGCUGUCUGUACUGUUCGUCGGGUUUCUCCUCUUUGUCCUGAUAUUCUUCUCAGUUGCUGGUAACGUAUUGGUUUGUGUGGCGAUAUACACUGAUCGUGGAUUGAGAAGAAUUGGAAAUUUAUUUCUCGCAUCGUUGGCCAUUGCUGAUUUAUUCGUCGGCUGUCUGGUUAUGACAUUUGCCGGUGUCAACGAUCUACUCGGCUACUGGAUGUUUGGUCCACGUUUCUGUGACACAUGGAUUGCAUUUGAUGUCAUGUGCAGCACUGCCUCAAUCCUCAAUCUAUGCGCGAUAUCACUGGAUCGUUACAUACACAUCAAAGAUCCACUCAGAUACGGUCGUUGGGUUACCAGGAGAAUUGCUGUUGCUAGUAUUGCAACGGUGUGGCUUCUUGCUGCUACCGUUUCAUUCGUACCAAUCAGCCUGGGACUGCACAGGAGUCAGGAAUCCAAAAAUCCACCGCCAACCUACAACGAUGGUACACAGGAAUAUCCAACCUGUGCUCUGGAUCUAUCGCCAACGUAUGCCGUUGUAUCUUCAUGCAUAUCAUUCUAUGUACCCUGUAUCGUGAUGAUAAGUAUCUACUGCAGACUGUACUGUUACGCUCAGAAACACGUUAAAAGUAUAAGAGCAGUGACAAAACUACCACAACCAUCAUCCAUUGGUAAAAGUUUUCGCGCUAAGAGUACGCGCAAAUUACAACAGGCUAAACCUAAACCACCGGCUAAGGCCAAGCCAACUAGUCCAUAUCACGUGUCUGAUCAUAAAGCAGCCAUAACUGUGGGUGUUAUAAUGGGUGUAUUUCUCAUAUGCUGGGUGCCAUUUUUCUGCGUCAACAUUGUCGCUGCAUUCUGCAAAACUUGCAUACCAGAUCGAGCAUUCCAGGUGCUCACCUGGCUUGGCUACAGUAACUCGGCCUUUAAUCCAAUAAUCUACAGUAUUUUCAACACCGAAUUUCGUCAGGCAUUCAAGCGAAUCUUGACAAAGGGCACAAGAGCGAGGGGUAAUCAACCAUCCACCAGUGAAUGCGGUGAAUUUCGUUCUGUUAUCGUGCAAAAACGCAAUGGUUCAAUAGUCGAGUGCAACAUCAGUCCAAGAUCGAGUGCUGACAGUUGUCAAGUUGGACUUGGACGACAGCAUCGUGACACUAUUGUAAGUUCAAUAUGAAUUACAACAACUGGAUAAUAAAGACCAUCACUAUACGAUAGGUGUAAACAACAGACAGAGGAAUUUAUCAUAAUUGGCCAGUUUGGACCAUGUCAACGACAAUCAGCUUAAUGAAGGAAGAUUAAAUACCAAAGUUAAAUCAAUGAGGCAUAUCCAUGAUUGCGGACAAACUGUGUGAUAGAUAUAACAAUUACUUGGAUGGCACAUUAUAUCAUGAACUUUCCAAUGAAAUUUCGACAAAUUCGAGGAUUAUACUUGCACGAAUAAUGUAAAUCAUCAAUCUAGAUAAUUAGAGUGAAUCGAGAACAUUUACUGAAUUAAUCAUACAGAUUAUCCACUCGACGCACACGGGUUUCACUCGAUAUAUCAUUUUUAUCAUCUUGUAAAUGAUCAUUUAUUUAUUUUUCUAUUAAAAUUAUUGACGAGAAAAUGUGAGGGGUAAAAAAAAGCUGUUCACUGAUUAUGAUCAACAUCAUGAUCGAUCUAUAUAGAAUAGCAGUGAAAUCACUUGACACGAUGUGGUUCAACGCCUCUCGGGAGAGAGCAAUAUCAUCAUUAAAUAAAACAAAACCAAAUAUACAUAUUAGUAUCGUUACGAUAAUCGAUAUUAUCUGAAUCGUGUAAUUAUUAUAAAACUCAGAGCUCCAUUAAUCUUGUUUUAUUUAUCAUGUAAAUAUUCAUUGUGUACUCUAGUCAAAUAAGUCAAUAAUGUAUAAACAUUGAAAAAGAA
Fopius arisanus is the source of this 1998-nucleotide messenger RNA. It is a transcript of the gene Dop1, whose product is annotated as Dopamine 1-like receptor 1. Gene Ontology annotation, biological process: G protein-coupled receptor signaling pathway. Bases 39 to 1268 code for a protein of 409 amino acids. The record is from RefSeq and is a predicted model, not a curated record. The transcript is spliced from 6 exons. NCBI's taxonomy places the organism in Eukaryota, Metazoa, Arthropoda, Insecta, Hymenoptera, Braconidae. Gene Ontology annotation, cellular component: plasma membrane. Gene Ontology annotation, molecular function: G protein-coupled receptor activity.